This is a messenger RNA of Schistosoma haematobium, 21272 nucleotides long. Its product is annotated as Transposon Ty3-I Gag-Pol polyprotein. Gene Ontology annotation, molecular function: nucleic acid binding. The transcript has a single exon. Bases 2043 to 4877 code for a protein of 944 amino acids. The record is from RefSeq and is a predicted model, not a curated record. Gene Ontology annotation, biological process: DNA integration. NCBI's taxonomy places the organism in Eukaryota, Metazoa, Platyhelminthes, Trematoda, Strigeidida, Schistosomatidae.
CCGUUUUGUGACGUCAGAUGUUUUAAAUAUGCUAUACGCCCUACUACUGUAUGUUUCACUGUAUGCGGUAAUGAAGUUUGUAAAUAGGAUUUAUUCAUUGACUAUAGCAUUUAAUUCUGUAGUACAAACACAGUUUUUUGUCAUUCAAAUUGUGAAUAAAUGGAUGGAAUCCACCAGAAUGUUUAGUUCACUUUUAUGGUGAUGAGGUUGUGGAGAUAGACCUGACAACCUUAUUUUGUAAAUAGUUUUCAAUGUUAUUUCUAUUUGUUUUGUCAAUUUUUCACUGUAUGUACAUUUAUCAUUAAAUGAAUGUACGUGUUGUUUUAGUCAACGACCUUGAACACUUUUUCCGUUGUAAUUCUAACAUAGCGUGACACACAUUUUCGGUUGUUCACAAAUACACUAUUACGCACAUACCCAUUGUUCUAUUCUCGCUCGUUACCAAGUCAAUUGCGUUCUAAACUGGAUAUUAUCCUCAUUUCAGACUGCAGUGUCAUUCCCAUUAUAUCUUACAUCAAAGAAACUUAUUGGCGUCAUAUUUACCUCUGUGGAAUUAUUACGCAUUUAUAAUUGUGGAUUUUUGAGACCAAAACUCAACAGAACACGCAACGACUAGCCGAUUUAAGUAACGUCCCUAAUUUGUUAUUGCAUUUGUAACAUUUAACUUGUAAAUAUUAAUAUUACUAUUGAUUGCUAUUAACUUUGUUGAUCCACCACAAUUAUUUGGUGAGCCUCGAUUAUUUUUUUUUAUAGACAUUUACUAUAUAUAUCUACAUAGUUUUUUAUUAUUAUUGAUUGGCACGACACCAUUUCUUGUUUUUUGUCAUUAUGAACUCUCCGGGUAAACUUAUUGAUAUUGAUAGUUCACCGACCAACCUUCUAAACUCUCCACAACCAGAGGAUAAUGUUUUAAACUCAAUCAACGCUAUCUCGGAACUAAGAUUACCAACGUACGGUGUUAAUAAUCCCAGGAUCUGGUUUGCACAGGUUGAGGCAUUAUUUUUGUCGAGAGGUAUACGCUCGCAAGCGACAAAAUAUGCAUACAUCGUUGGAGCAUUACCCAUAGAAGUGGCAGCAGAAGUCGGAGACCUGAUAGAUAACGUACCAGAAGCGGACCCAUAUGACAAAAUAAAAGCCGCAGUAAUCCACCGUACUUCGCAGUCUGAUGAAAAACGCUUACAGCAACUACUCACCGCAUGCGAGUUAGGGGACAAAAGACCUUCACAGUUGCUUAGACAUAUGAGACAACUAGCAGGUUCAUGCAAGUUAGAUGAAGCAUUACUUAAGCAGAUGUGGUCACAAAGGUUACCUUAUAGCGUCAGACAAAUUCUCAGCGUAUCAGGAGCCACUGUCAGUCUUGAUGAUUUAGCAGACAUGGCCGAUAAGAUAAUAGAAAUAUAUCCCGAUAGUCGGGGAAUUAACGCUGUACAACCCGCUAGUAGAGAUGCUAUGAACCCUACUCUUGACAUGCAGCAACAAAUGGCACACUUAACACAGCAGCUAACAUCACUGCAGGCGACUAUUUCCACCAUCCAUUCUCGACGCCCCAGAUCUACGUCCAGAAGGAGAUCAGUAUCCAGACAUCGUCUUAGGUCACCUAAGCGGGCAGCCGGAAUUUGUUGGUAUCAUUCGAAUUAUGGUGAGAAAGCACGUCGUUGCACAAAACCGUGCAACUUCACGACAAGCAAGCCAGACCAUCAGGGAAACGAAGUGGCCAGACAGUAAUAGCGGCAGCUGUUACUGGCCAACAUGUCAGCCGCCUCUUCCACAUCAGGGAUCGUAUUUCUGGCUCAGACUUCUUAGUCGAUACUGGAGCAGAAAUCAGCAUCAUCCCACUCCAUCUCUCACGCAGACAACAUACGACAAGCACUAAAUUGUCCUUAGUAGCGGCUAAUGAAUCAAUUAUCAAAACGUACGGUGAGCAAUCACUUAUAUUAGAUCUCGGGCUCCUCAGAAGAUUCACAUGGGUAUUCAUAGUUGCUCAAGUCAAACGACCCAUCCUCGGGGCCGAUUUUCUUAGUGCGUACAACCUGUUAGUAGAUAUGACCAACAAGAGAUUAAUCGACGUAAACACACGUUUACAGGUAAAUGGUACACUCUCCAACGACAACGAAAUCCAUGGUGUUCGAAUAAUGAAGCCUGUGAACAACGUUUUCAACGACAUCCUGUCAGAAUACGAGUGCAUCACAAAAUCAGAUUAUCAAAAGGAAUGUAACCCACAUCAGGUACAACACCAUAUCAAUACCACCGGACCACCUAUUAGCGCCAGGGCGAGGAGAUUACCACCAAGCAAGUUGCAAGUAGCUAAAAGAGAAUUCGAACAUAUGAUGCAACUUGGUAUUAUCAGACCAUCCAACAGCCCCUGGGCCUCGCCGUUACACAUGGUACCAAAGAAGGACCAAGAUUGGCGUCCGUGUGGUGACUAUCGACGAUUAAACAAUCAAACCAUCCCGGAUAGGUAUCCUAUUCCACAUAUACAUGACUUCGCGUUAAAUUUACAUGGUAAAUGCAUCUUCUCGAAACUCGACCUCGUGCGUGCAUACCAUCAAAUUCCGAUGGCACCAGAAGACAUAGAGAAAACAGCCAUCAUCACACCCUUUGGCCUGUUUGAGUUUCUAAGGAUGCCAUUCGGAUUAAAAAACGCUGCGCAGACAUUCCAACGCUUCAUGGAUAACGUAACAAGAGGCCUUGAUUUCGUGUUUGCCUACAUCGACGAUGUUCUCAUUGCAAGCUCAUCUUUAGAAGAGCAUAUCCAACAUGUCCAGACCCUUUUUGAUCGUUUUAAAAAACAUGGCGUCGUCAUCAAUCCUUCGAAAUGCAUAUUCGCAGUCCCAGCCUUAGAGUUUUUAGGACAUUACAUUGACUCUCAAGGCAUCAAACCACUCCCAGAAAAGGUUGAAGCUAUUACCAAUUAUCCCGAACCAACCUCGGUGAAGUCAUUACGACGCUUCCUCGGUAUGUGUAAUUUUUACCGCCGUUUCUUACCACAUUGUGCUGAAGUAUUACAGCCAUUAACCGAUCUGUUGAAAGCCGACAAAAAAGGUACGAAGAGAGAGAAGAAUCAAACAUUCAACCUAUCUCUUGAUGCCAAAACAGCGUUUGAAAAAGCAAAGUCGAUGAUAGCUAAUGCCACCAUGCUACAAUAUCUAAAUACUGACCCUACAACCCACUUAAUUCUGUGUACCGAUGCAUCUCAAAAAGCCAUCGGGGCAGUAUUACAACAACAGGUAAACAAUAUGACUACCCCCAUAGCGUUUUUCUCCAAAAGAUUGUCACCAGCCCAGGAACGCUAUAGUACCUUUGGACGGGAGUUACUUGCUAUCUACUUAGCCGUUAAACACUUUAACUUUUUACUACAAGGACGAACUUUUACCAUCAUGACCGAUCACAAACCUUUAUGUUACUCAUUCCACACAUCGUACGACCGACAUUCACCUCGCGAAGCACGACAACUGGAUUACAUCUCCCAGUUUACGACAGAUAUCCAAUUUGUCAAAGGACACACCAACGUCGUAGCUGACGCAUUGUCACGUAAGGACGUAAAUACCCUGUUACGUAAACAAGACAUCGAUCUAGAAACCAUCGCAAAACUACAAGUAGACGAUUCAGAUUUGAAGGCCUGCCAGGAGAAGUCUAACUUGAACCUUAAACCAGUACCCAUCCCUUUCUCAAAUACAUCUAUCAUUUGCGAUGUUUCAACGGGUAACAAUCGCCCUUUUGUACCUCUAGCAUGUCGUCGACAGGUAUUUCAUCAACUGCAUGACCUUUCUCACCCAGGAAUCAGAGCCACAAUCAAAUUGGUUACUGAGCGUUUUGUGUGGCCAAAAAUCAAUUCAGAUAUAAAACGAUGGAUGCGAAGCUGCCUACAAUGUCAACGCAGCAAGAUUCAGAAGCACACGAUCAGUCCAGUUGGCAAGUAUCCCCUGCCGGAAAAACGUUUUCAGCAUAUCCACUUAGACAUAGUUGGUCCAUUGCCACCAUCUAAUUCAUUCACUCAUAUUCUCACUGCGGUGGACAGGUUCACAAGAUGGGCCAUAGCAUGCCCUAUUGCUGAUACUUCUGCAGAAACAGUAGCCGGCGUAUUCCUUGACCGUUGGAUAGCAAACUACGGAGUACCUUCUAUCGUCACUACCGACCGUGGACCCCAGUUUCAGUCUAUCUUAUUUCAGGAAUUCACAAGACUUCUGGGCGUGAACCACAUCAAAACAACAGCCUACCACCCAGCAGCUAACGGCUUGGUCGAAAGAUUUCACCGCCAAUUGAAAAGCUCGCUGAUGGCACAAGAUGAUACGACAAAAUGGAGUGACGCAUUACCACUUGUACUCCUGGGUAUCCGUUCAACUAUAAAGGAAGAUAUAGGUUGUACAGCCGCUGAGCUAGUUUACGGUACAACCCUUACAUUACCAGGUCAACUAGUGGACCCAAACACUUUAACACCAACGGACCCAAGUCGUUUUGCUAGCCAACUGCUGCAAACCAUGCAACGAAUCAAAGCCAUACCGCCUCGUGAACAUAACAAUCGAAUACAACUCAACAGAAAUCUAGAAACAUGCAAGUUUGUCUUUGUUCGAGUUGAUGCUGUUAAAAAGCCAUUGAAACAACCUUAUGAAGGACCAUAUCAAGUAAUUAAAAGAACGACCAAACACUUCAUAAUCAACAAGUGUGGAAAGAAAGAGACUAUCGCUAUCGAUAGAAUAAAGCCUGCUUUCUACGAAGCACAACUUGACAAAGAACAUACUAUUUCACUGAACCAGCCCCGUCCAGCAACCACCACUACAGCAGACAGGGAAGAAAAACUGAGUAUCAAACCUACUUGUUUAACGCGCUCAGGCAGAGCCGUAAAAAAACCCAAACGCUAUGUACAUUUCGCCGAAUAAAAAAAAUCUAAACAAACAAUUACUGAUGUACUAUACGAUUAUACUCACCCGAUUUUUCCCAACAAAAUCCAUGAUUUUUUUUCCCUUUUUUUUACAGUGUAUAUAAUUAACCAUAUUUUUUUUCCCACAAUUAUUCGUUUUGUCACAUUUUUUUUUCAUAGAAAAAAAAUUUGUUACAAUAAUAAACGAGUAAACUCUAUUUAAUUAUUCAUUUGUUGUACACACACACACACACACAAAAAAAUAAGCAGUUCAUUUUUUUUGGGGGGUCAGUAACAGUCUGCACAUUAUUAUCAUUGUUAGCAAACCAAGCUUUUAAAUGACGGUAUUCUCAUUACUUUUGUUUGUCAUGCUAUGCCACAUCACCGCUAUUUUCACGCAAUAACACACUGUAUAUUGUUAACGUACAUGUCAUACGCAUCUCCACAUUGUUAAUUGGUUAUUAUUGUAAAUAUUUUUUUGGUAUAAAAUUUUUAUUAUUGUUAUUGUAACCAGUGUUACCUCCGGACACUCUGGGGGGAGCUAUGUGGAGAUAGACCUGACAACCUUAUUUUGUAAAUAGUUUUCAAUGUUAUUUCUAUUUGUUUUGUCAAUUUUUCACUGUAUGUACAUUUAUCAUUAAAUGAAUGUACGUGUUGUUUUAGUCAACGACCUUGAACACUUUUUCCGUUGUAAUUCUAACAUAGCGUGACACACAUUUUCGGUUGUUCACAAAUACACUAUUACGCACAUACCCAUUGUUCUAUUCUCGCUCGUUACCAAGUCAAUUGCGUUCUAAACUGGAUAUUAUCCUCAUUUCAGACUGCAGUGUCAUUCCCAUUAUAUCUUACAUCAAAGAAACUUAUUGGCGUCAUAUUUACCUCUGUGGAAUUAUUACGCAUUUAUAAUUGUGGAUUUUUGAGACCAAAACUCAACAGAACACGCAACGACUAGCCGAUUUAAGUAACGUCCCUAAUUUGUUAUUGCAUUUGUAACAUUUAACUUGUAAAUAUUAAUAUUACUAUUGAUUGCUAUUAACUUUGUUGAUACUUUUGCGUUUAUAUAUUGUUUGGUCCACCACAAGGUUAUGCGUCUUUCUCAUUUGAAAUCACUAGGAUAUAUGCUUUGCUUGUUCGUCUAUUUACCAGUUACACGUGCACUGUUGACUACAAUUUGAUAGACCUGGGAAAUUUUACGCUAUUAAAUGCAUUCCAUUCUAUUAAUUAUUCUAAGAGCUUCGAGUAAUUUGGAUUUUAUCAACUAAAUUUAUAAAUUUUAAGUGAACAGAAAUCAUUUCAAAUUCUGAUGUGACUAUGUUUUUCUAAAUCGUUAGUAUCUUCUGAAAUUAAUCCAUUGAGAAAUAAUGCCAAACGUUCUUUACAGCACUGAUAAGUCAAACAGUGCUUAUGAAGACAUUGAUUAAAAAUGUAUUUCAAACAAUAACAUUUUACCUAGGUAUAUGUUCAACAGGACAGAUUAAGCUUAAGAAUACCACCAAACGUUUUAUCGGAUUUAUGUAAUUUGAAAAGAAAAAGUAACAAUCAAUAAAGGUGAAACGGCCAAGUGAUGAUGAUAAUAUUAAAUAUUAUUUGAAAGAAGCAUACAUAGUAUACAAUAAUGUUUGAAGUAUUAUAUCAACAGAAUUUCUAUACAGAACUUUAAAGUAGAUCUUAUAGGACAUUAUACAGGUGAAUGAAGAUUACAAGUUUAUAAGUGACUCACUUAUACAAGAACCACUUUGAGUAAUCUUUUCAGACAAUGCACACCUCCUGAAGAUGAUUUUCUCAUUUUAACCAUAAUCCAGUAACAUGUACUGAAUUAUAUGCUGCAUAACUAAACAAUCACACAUGGUGAUUUUAUGUCAAAUCGAAAAAUUAUCUAAUAUUUCCGGAGUAUCUAAGUUAUCAUUCAUUUGUAAGUGAAUACAUGAUUUCCUAUCUUUAUAAAGUCCUACGUCUUAUAAAAAUCACAUAAUAUUUUAGUUUCAUAUGGGUAUGUGUUAUGUUGGUCUGUUGUGUGAGUAAUUCGAACUACGAAAUACAAUACCUUUAAGUGUGCUCACUGCUUUCUCUUUGACUUGAGUAGGUUCAGGACUGUCCUAGAAUUUACUAGUUAAUAUACCAAACUAAAUUCUACUACUCUCACUUAAUGCAGUAUAUGAAUAAGUGAAUUCUGUGUAUAAUUAAUAUUGGAACGACGUAACUACUGAAUAUCUUCCCUAAAUUUGUGGCUUUUCAAAAUAAGAUAAAAGCGUCUGACAAUAGAUAAUGAGAUAAUGUGACAUUCUGCGUUGAGUAUAUGUCAACUACUAUUCAUUUGUUUAAUCAACUUAUGGUCAUGAUUCAUUUCAUGAUUCGAUGCAAAGGGUAUGCUUCUUCUCUGACAAUUUGCCAAUCAGGUGUCAAUACUUCUGAAUGGUUCAAAAUUUUUUCAUAAUUAUGUAUUGAAGUACACAAGACCAACCUUUAGCAGUAAAAAAUGAAACUACAUGAAACAAAUAACUUUCAACCAUUAAUCGUAUUCCAUGAUUUUGGAAUAAUUAUUAUUUAUCAGAAUGGGGGUUAGCGGAGAUUAUGGUAUUCUAAUAGCUGAAUUCAUGAGUCUAUUUCAACUAAACCACCUUUGGAUGUCAGCUCAGUGGUCUAGAAGUUGGGAGUUCGUGUUCAGGAUCGUGGAUGAGCUCUACCGAGGAGUCCCAUAUUAAGACGAGACGGUCGUCCAGUGCUUCCAGCUUUUCAAUAGUGGUCUAGCCUAAAUUGAUUGUGAAUUCAACUGUCAAAAUACUGCAAUCUCCGCAAAUCCCCACACUGAUAUUCAAAAAAGGACAAAGAGCGACAAAAAUAACGUACACUGAACGGUAACUAGAGGAAAGUAAAAUAAAUCACUAGACUCAUUAUCACUUAUAGAAAACAUGCAAGAUUAUGUCUGCUAAAUAAACAAUGUGUAGUCUGACGUAAUAAAAAAGGUUAUAAUACUAGAUUACGUAAUAUGAAUAAUAACAAUAGAUUUAGUGAAUAUAAUAAGAUGAUUAAAAUGUUUUUGUCAUAAUAAUUAAAGGUCAUAGAGGUGUAAAAAAUAAAUAAGGUGAUAUGAUGAGCAUUUACGAAUAAAACAAUGAGAAUAUAAGACAUAAGUAAAGGGGGAAUGCAGUAAUAAUAAUAAUAAUAAUAAUAAUAAUAAUAAUAAUAAUAAUAAUAAUAAUGAUAAUAAUAAUAAUAAUAAUAAUAGGAUAAUCAAAAUAAUUAAGGCCAAGGUAACGAUAACGAUAAGACGUACUUCUUUUGUACGCAUAGUUCUGGUUUAAGCUCCUGGAUGGUAAGAGCUUCGGCUAUUUUUAUGAGUUGGAUACGAAGAAAUCUAGGUAGAUUUGAACGAAUCAUAUAAACAACCUUAAAGUCAAUUUGUGGAUCUGUAGAAUGGUUAUAGUCGAUUAGGUGUUCAAGUAUAGAACUCCUAACUGCUUUCCUUUCACCCUUAUAGAACCAAGCUGGGAUAUGUUCCCGUAUCUGAGUUGAAAGCGAGCGCUGGCUACAGCCAAUAUACUUUGCUCCACAAGAGCAGGUAAACUAGUACUUUUAAAAAAAAACAAAAUUUUCAUAUAUAUACGAUUGUACAGCUUGAUAAUAAAUUCGUUGAAAAGAGAUCCCUUCGCUGAACUUCGUGUUUUAAUUUUAAUGUUUAAAUGGGAAUUAUCUGUCAAUAUGUAGUCUGACAAGGUCAAGUGUUUAAUGCUAUCACUAGUGGGUCUGUUAAUCGAUCACACCCCUCAUUCCUCCCUAAACACCUAUUACAUCCAUCGUCACGGUAUGCCGUCGUCAAACAAUUGCUUUAUUUGAGUAUGCUUAAGUUUCAUAUAUAUAGAAUGAUUUAUUCGUUUGGAGUCCGUAAUAUCACAGUUUGGACAUUUCCGUUAGGAUCACAACUUACUUGCUCGACAAUUACUUUAGACUCUAGACUCCUAGGUGUUUUGAACUCGUAAGCGGGGACUAAGUCACUAAGUCAUGUUCAACUACUGUCAUCUUGCUUGAAGGCUUGGUAAACAUUCUCGUACCAGUUUGUCCUGUAAUACAUUAGCUAAAUCUUGAGCUUCGUUUCAUCUUCUAUCAUAUGUAUAUGUAUGAAUAUGUAUGUGUAUACAGAAGGAAAGUUUGAUUAGCUUUUCCCUGCAGUGGUGACUAGACACUCAUCUAAUAACGUUUAUCAACCUUUUUUAACCCUGUUCCCAACCCCUUACUAUUCUUUCGUCUUGUGGUAUUCAUCUCUUCCAUAAUCUGAUUGAUGUUCACAUACUUGUCUACCUUACCAUUUUGAGCGAUUGCCCGAGCCCCUUCUGCAUUCAGAUAAUCUUUAAGUAUUGUAUUCAUCUUCUUAUGAGCUGAACAAUAUGCGAAAUUGCAUCCGUAUGCAGCUUAACAAGGUAGCACAGUAGUGCUGAAAUCGGUAGCUGGAGCUUAACACGGCUGAAUGUGGAUCGAUGUGCUUCAGUAAUAAAUCACUCAAUUUAGGUCUUACCAUAAACGGUAAAUGGUUAUCUAAUUUACAUACAGUAGUACAUUUAGGGACUUCUACGAUUAGUUCUUUACAGAACAGAUAUUGAAGCAGACCUCCAAGUUCCAAUGUCUUAUGGGUUGCUUAAUUCGAAACCUUCAUAACAACGAGUCACGUAUUUUGAUGUAAAAAGUAUGUGUUCGACCACUCCUAGAAUACUAUAUGUUUGUGCUCAGUAGUGUGCGCAUAAAGGAUAAACUAUGGUUGGAAUCAGUACAGAGACGAUUUACACCUUGGAUUCUUGGAACUGAUUGUACCGUGAAUUAUAAGUUCAGAUGUAAUAAACUUGGACUCGACGCCUUUAUGGAAGGGGAGACUCAAACUAAAUAUAAUCAUUUCCUUCAAAGUACUUAAUAAACUAUCCUUUACAUUCAGUCAAGUAAUUCAAUAUGCAGAAACUUCUAAUUACGACAUCCAUAACUCUUUGUCACUAGUGAAACAAACUUAUUCUAAAUCAUCUCUUUAUAUGAAUUAACUUACCAGCAAAUUUUCCAGACUCUGGAAUAAUCUACCACAAUCUAUCCGUAAGACAAAAUCCCUCCCAUCCUUUACUCGCUGCAUCGAAACUUACUGCUCCUCUGAAAAUUUAUUAAAUGUUCUAGCACCUGUAUGUGUGUCUUCUUCCACAAGUGAAAUUACGAGGACCUUAAAUGUUUAGCCAUUAUUAUUACUGAAAUCACUAAGUGAAACUACCAACAUUAACACCGUCCCUAUAAACCCUAACUAAUUUGAAUAAUAUCUUAUACAGAUAGUAGAUCGGAGAAUAACCUGACAUAUAAUUAUCGUAGGCCUAACUAGCCUGUCGUAAUAAUUAUUGUCCUUUCUGUUCCAUCCUCUCUGCUUCAGCUUUAUUUUCUGUAGUUAUAAGUGGUUAUAAUAAAUUUUUAUGGCGUAGGGAACGAAAAUGCAUUCACCGUUCAUACAUUGACAGUAUAUCCACUUAAGAAGAAUUAAACGAACCUGGCCUGUUAAUUUCAUUGCUUUAAUGCAUGCCAUAGAUGUACUACCUAAACAAUUUUUGAACUAGUAGGCUUAAAACAAUUUUAUAUCAUAUGUUCUCUACAUUUAAUGUUACUAUUUAUAUCAAGCUGAUCAUUCCUACGAAUUGGCAUGAAUUCUGUAACUAUUAUUUUCAGAAUAUAUAUUAUUAUUAAUUUCAUCAUACAUAUAAAACCUCUUAACUAUUACUUCCAAACACUCAUCGGACUUGAAUAUGUUUAUUUAUACUUUGUAACCCCAUUCUUUUGAAUAUUAUAAUUUGGCUACGUUUCAAGCAUUUGUCUAAAAUUCGCAAACUAACGUAUGCUCAACGUUGGUUAAUAAUUAUAAUUAUAUUAGUAGUUGUAGUUUUAGACUGUACACGGCUACUAAGAAACAGUGAAACAGAAUGAAAUCACUUUAUUGUGAAAAUCUUGUUGUUAGUACUCUGAAUGAAUUUAUUAGGUAGUCUGUUCGUAUGAAAUAUAUGUCAGGGUUUUGUGUUUUGAAGCGAUGUCGAAUGAUAAUCCCUUAUGAGUCAACAACAACUUAUUCCGAGUAUGUGCUGACAAAAUGAUACAAUCAUCCGUCUUCUUCGUGAACGGUCUGCUCUUCAAAAGGAUGCGAGCAAAUAUCCGCAACACACCUCAACGGUUCUCUCAUUUGGUGGCUAUUGUACCUACUGGGCCGAAAAGCAGUGAGUAGACCUCUACCUGGUGUUCCGGCAACAGCACUGUAGGGCCAGUGAAAUGUCACUGAGCCCUAGCCAAAUCAUCCGGCAGUUGGAUCACUGAAUGUCGAACAUAUCAUCGCUCCCUGCCAAGGUCAUGUACAAGCAACGCGCAUUAGUUAAUCAUAUGCCAUGGACUGGCCCAUGCGGCAGUGGUCUUACUUUCGCCUGUAUCUACCUUAACUAAUAUAUUUCUGUAAUAACGUCCUCUGUGUUGUACAGUCUUCAAAGUAUCUAUGGUACCUUGAUACGUCAAUGGGGUAGUCCACGUAAGGUGCUGACCACGAGGUGUGACUUCGACGUUAGCUACUUUAUCACACCAUUCACGUCUAACUCGAGUAGGCCUCCAAUCAUUUCGACAUAGAUCAUCUACGCUGGUGAUUUACACUGGUGAGCAAGACUUCGAAUAACGCAGUCUAUCACUAUGAUCUUUAUUUUUGCAUUCUAUACUUAUUCUUUUUCAUUUUUAUCAUCGCCUAUGUUAAUCUGUUACUGUGAACUUUCGUUGCUUCAUGUCAAUGUUGAUUAGUAUUUAAACUUAGAUACUUAGUUCAAUCGACAGAACUAACCAAUCAACUACGAUUACAAUCGGCUAUCAUGGUUCUUUAACAAGCAUUAGCAGCAUGUAAAUGCUCCUGUGUAAUAUGUCUUUUAAAAUAUCAACCACUCGUGAGUAUAGCCACAAGACAACACGAACGCAUAUCUCUUUGUACCUUAUCCUCCGGUAUAAAUAAGACAAGAUUAACUAUCGAAUAUAAAUUCAUCUUUCUGCUUAACCACUAUCCACUAGAAUGUUCUGCUUUUUUUUACCACUGCCUGCCUAAUUUCCAAUUGCUGAGUUCCAUGGCCAAACAGAGGAUACGAAUGCUAGAAAUUCACGGUGAGUUUGAACUAUAAAUUUCCUGAGACCUUAGAUCUCGUUUAGACUGUUCGUCAGUCUACAACGCUGUGUUAAUCGAAAAAUUUAAUCAACAGUACCUCGUACAUAAUCCAGAUUCAAACUAUUGCCUACUUCAUUACUUAAAGGCAAGAGUAACCCAGGCGAGUUUCAUAAUUUCAUUAGAUUAUUUCGUACUAUAUUUAUGAUGCGUGAUAACAUUUCGUAGUUUCUUUCACGUAAACUAGUCAUAUAUUCUGUCACUGCCGUCAAGUUUUAGUCGAAAUCAUGUACAUUUAUGACUCGUUAGUCGACAUACUGUGGUAAAACAUAUUGCAUGUACACGAGCACGCUUAGUCCGUGUCCCAAGUGCACACGUUGUCGUACUUAAUAUGUCACUUAACGCUAGGUAAUAAGCUCUUUGUAUCAGCCUUUUACGAAAUGGCCACGUUACCUGGAUCCUCUAAACCUUAGUUACAUUGGUGGUUACCAUUUUAAUUAAUGUUUACUAUACCCCUUGUAUUUGCCAUUAUUUCACACGGUAAAUCAUGGCUCGAUUUUCAUAUUACACGACAGUCAUUCCAAUUCCAUUUUCGGUAUAUUUGUAUACAAUACGGGUUUGGAAAAUAUCUAAACGUCCUCGAAAAUUCUCCACGAACCCAACCAUAGUUUUCGUAUAUGUUUUUAUUCACACAUCCAACUGUUACGCUAAUAAUACCUAAACGACCGUUCAGUGCAAUUGUUAGUAUACGUAAGAACGAUGUUAUUUAAACUUGACUUUAUAAUACAUCAGAACUAUUGUAGUUAUUCUACUUCGACGUCGUACUUUAUUUUAUGAAGUAUUGUUUCCUCGUGGCUGUUAUCUCACCGAUGAUUUCGGUACAUCAAUCGGUUGUUCAACUACUCGACGAUUUACAACCUGUCCAGUUCAAUUGGUGGUCUGACGACAUUAUCAUUCGCGCGAAUCAUCAGUUUAUGCAGUCGAGCGAAUCUCCUGCAAACUGAAAACGAUAUUGUCGCCUCUAUCCCAACACUGACAGCGUUUUUCAAGGGUAUCAUUGACAUGAGUCCAGAGUGACACUUUUGUUUUCUUAUGUUCUUUUCGAUAUUUUUCUGUUUACUAACCGAACAAACACACAGCACUCACCGUUUAUCAUCUUUUAGAGACUUCAUCGUGCCACCUUUGCUGUCGAUUUGUAGCCUUCAACCCUUACUAACUGUAGCAGCAGUCAUCGACUUUUCAAACUGUGACUACAAGUUGGUCAAUAGAUUCGCACAAUGAAAUCACGACCACUCUUCACGGUUAUACUUCUGUACUUACGGUUAGUCUGUUAGAUAUAGAUAUAACUAGAAUUUGACACUAAUUAAUAGCUGUCAACGACACUGUCCGACUUACAACUUUAAACUAAUGACAGUACAAACAAGGACAUCGAUUGAUAAUACACUUAUCCUACUAUCGCUAUAGCAUCAUUACUCUUGCGACGGACUUAACGUUUGUCAUCGGAGGAACUGAAUUGCUUGUCAAAGCUAUAUAUUUCAGCGCGACUUGAUAGAACAAUUAAACGCUUUGUUCUUUUCAUUAUUUCUAUGGUUAAUCGCUUUACGUUUAACCAACGUUCUACUAACAUAUUAUGACUCGCUGUUUCCUGACCAGUUUCUGCCGCCUCCUUUCCAUUUCUUUUACAGAUAAGCAAUACCUGGAGGAUUUAUAAUAUUCGUUUGGCACUCUCUGGCGCGCGACUGCUCCCAACAUGUUUGGUACCGAUUCAAACGGCCAUUGAAUCUGGUGGGGGAGUAUUGUAGGGCCAGUGAAAUGUCACUGAGCCCUAGCCAAAUCAUCCGGCAGUUGGAUCACUGAAUGUCGAACAUAUCAUCGCUCCCUGCCAAGGUCAUGUACAAGCAACGCGCAUUAGUUAAUCAUAUGCCAUGGACUGGCCCAUGCAGCAGUGGUCUUACUUUCGCCUGUAUCUACCUUAACUAAUAUAUUUCUGUAAUAACGUCCUCUGUGUUGUACAGUCUUCAAAGUAUCUAUGGUACCUUGAUACGUCAAUGGGGUAGUCCACGUAAGGUGCUGACCACGAGGUGUGACUUCGACGUUAGCUACUUUAUCACACCAUUCACGUCUAACUCGAGUAGGCCUCCAAUCAUUUCGACAUAGAUCAUCUACGCUGGUGAUUUACAGCACUAUUAUUUGGGAAUACAUCAUAAACUAAAUUCUGUCACUAAUAUAUCACCAGUUCAAAACUAUUCGGACGGUAGAGUAGUAUUUAACAAUCCUGUACUCUUUUCGAAAGUCACUCACAGUUUGGGUUACUCUGACAUAUGCUUUAAGUGACUGAUAUUCCAUUAUCGUCAAAUAUAUAACAAUACUUGCUCUGAAGUUCAAUCGGAUGUUCUGCUUCAAAAGACAAACAUAAUAACUGAUCUGGCGUAAAGGGAAAAAUCAGAUUUCUUCUCUAGGCUAUCUCACCUACCUUCUGCAUGCCUUCAUCUCGAUGUCUAGGAGAAUCAUCUCCGAGUGCUAACUUCAAUUUUUUAAGCUACUAUUUUCGACAAGAAAUCUUGUUCUUUGAACUAGUCUAAUCAUGUCUCAUUUUGAGUUAUUGACAUUAUCAACUCUUAGCAUGUCUAAGGUUCGUAACUGCGCGUUUCUAUUGAUUGACACAUAAUCGAUAAACCGCCUAGAAAACCCAAGAACUCUCGUUUUUCUCGCCCUCGAUGACGUUUUUCCAGAGACUCGUCGUUGUGGCCCGGAGAUUUGAACCGCCCUGCUAAAUGGUGAGUCGACAUUUACUCCUUUUCUUCUCGGUUUGGCCAUCUAUCCUCCUCUUAUCAUAGGGAUACCAGACCUUGCACUUAAUGCCUUACUUUAACUCUAUAAUUCGAUAGUAAUCCUGUCGAUUUUUGAUUCACAGGGUUCAGUAUAUACACCAUAUUUUUCCGUUGGUUUGAUACAGACAGUAACAUAAAUAUUUUUUUCCGGAAACAAUAAGUCACAUGUGGGGGGUGCCAGUUCACAGAUAAGAUCAAAUUGUUAUAAAUGUUUCGAUGUUCAAUGCAGUAAACUCUAUUGCUCAUUUUAAUUAGCGCGUUAUGACGAGAUUUUUGGUGCAGGAAGAGGACGAAAAAAUGCUGGUUUCCAAAGAACGUGCACAGUUUAAAAAGGACGGCGCUAUUUUUUCUCUAUGUCAAUUUUAUUGUUUUGAUUGUUUAUAAGGCAUCAAGACUAGUAUUUUCUCUUGGAUUGAAUUUAUUGCAGUUAAAAUAAUUGCUAAGAGCAUAAUUUCUCUCCAAAAGUGAUUUAUCAACUGUACUUUUGAGCACAUUAGUUCUGUUUUUAUUUGUUUCCACUUUUGGAUCUAAAAAAUCAUAGUUUUUGAUUUUUUUCUAUAUUUCAGCAUUUUUGUCUUUGGGUAUUAUCUGUGCCUAGUUUCUGCCUAAAAACCUCUGACGAAUAAUAGGAAAAUGCAAAGAAAGAAGUUUCCUACUCUCGGGCUGCCAGUAACUUGUGGAAAGUGGUGUGCAAAUGAUGAUGCUACGAUUUUGCGGCUUUCAAACGGUUCAACAGUGACAGUCGCGUGUGCUUCAAAUGGUUCCGGACUAAACAGAAGAAGCUUUCGUUCAACGGGUUUCCGUAUCUAGUAGUAGUGGAUCAUCGAUACCUCCAGAUAGGAACCUAUGUAUAAUAACGAUAAAGCAGGAGAAAUAAAGAAAUUGGGAAAUCAAUGUAAGAUACUGUCCUUAGUCCACAAGAAUAUGUCAAGUUUUCUCUUAAAGGACUCCUCGGAACUCGAUUGAACUAGCUCAGCCGGUAGCAAAUUCUAGAGUUUGACUACUCUUGAGGAGUUUAAUGUGUGUCUACAGUCCGUUCUGUUGUGUUGUGUCUCCAGUUUCUGGAUAUGACUCCCAAGGUUUGUGUCGGGAAUAAGCUUAAGUAGUUGUUUGGGGGAUUUUCGGAAGUAUUUAGGAUGCUGUAAGCCAUUAGGUUGUAGUGACUCACUUUUAUCACGAGAACACGAUUGGUUUAUUGAAAACAAUUAUUAUUAUAACCAAUUGUACCAGUGACUUUUAAUGUACUCUUUGUUUAACUGUGCUAAAAACAUCCAUUAUACUCACUUUGAUUGUGACCUCGCGCGGAUUUGGUUACGCUCUGUAACCAAGCUUGUAUCCUAGCACGAUCUCGGUAUUCUUUCGAUACCACGAGAUCGCCAGCAAAUAUAUCUCGACUUGGUCCAUUAACUGCCUUCUGACAUUUAGCUUCCAGGGAAUUUUAUGGAUAUCCUGGCACGCGUUCCUUUGUAGUGGUGUUCAUGGUCAAUCGUGUCUCGACACCACGCUACAAGGUCGUCUCUAAGACGCUGUUCUCUAAUGCGUAAAUGUUUAGUGGUUGGAAUCGCUCUUCAUAAGGCUUAAAUUUGAGUCCUUGAACUGAGUUCAUGGCUUGUCGUUGGAUACGUCCCAGAGUGUUCUCAUCCUUUCAUAUUGAGAGAGGAAAUACUGUGCUUCAAUACUCUAAAUGCGGAUGGAUGAAACUGUUGAAUAUUAUGUGGAAAGCUCUUCCUCUGAACUGCCUGAAAUAUGCUUCAAUGUUGCCAGUUCAGGGUUUGAUUGGAAGGCAUUUUGGUCGCAGUUAGCGAAAGACGUCAAGUCGUAGGUCAUAAACACUCCCAGAUCUUUCUCAACUUGGGAUAAUUCUAGAAAAGAGUUGCCUAAGUUGUAUUCGUAAUCUCCAAUAUGUCUAAGAUGGACUACUUUACACUUUGAAGUGUUAAAGUUUAGUUCGUUGUCAUCUGCCCAACUUCGAAGUCGAGUCAAAUCCACCUGAAGUUCCAGUUUAUCCUCUUGGUUACGCUCUUUUCUCCACAGUUUCACAUCAUCAGCGAAAAGGAAUAAAUCUGACCAUACCUGUUUUGGAAGGUCGCCCAUAUAAAUCAAGAAACGAUGAGGUCAUAGAACUGAACCCUUAGGAACCCCGCUAGAACAUUUAAUAGCCUGAUAGAAAGUAAAGUUAACCCUGACCUUAAAAUGUUGAUUUUUUGGAUAUGAAGUGAGCCAACCAAUUAAGGUUGAUUUGGUGCUUAAUUGUUUGAGUUUAUUUAUAAGACAUAUAUGUUGGACCGCAUCAAAAGCUUUUGAGAAUUCAAAGUGCAUGACGUCAACGUCCCCGUUGCGAUCGAGGAUGGUUGUUUAUCCGUCCACCGCAGUCAGCAGAUUGAUUAUACGAGAAUUACCCUUCCCGAAACUAUACUGUUGGAGUGAAAAGUUUAAUGAUGGCAAGUAGUCGAGUACACUGUGGCAUAUCAGGGACUCCAUAACUUUUGAGGGCAUAGAGAGAAGUGCUACCAGUCGGUAGCUAAAAUAUUCGCUGCGUCGACCUUCUUUGAAAAUUAGUGUGAUAUGAGCCAGCUCCAAUUUUCCACUAAUGUGCCUCGGCUUAGCGUUCGUGUUCAGUUCUAAAAGUUUUUUGGAGUUGCAGAUGAAGCUUUUAUAAAUAUCGUUAGUGUCUGGUACUAAAGCCUGUAUUCAUUUAAUGCCUUUGUGUAUAUUUUUCUUACUUUUUCGAAGUGCCUGUAUGCUCCGUUGUUAUUAGUUUGUUUGUAUUUCGCCCAGCAGUGCCUCUUGCGGCUCAGAAAAUAAAGAGAGCGGUUCUUGAUGACUGUUUAGACAGGUAGCCUACAUACCCACGGUUUUCCGCGUUGAUAAACCCUGUUCUUUCUACGUUUUUUCAUGGUUUUGACAGAUCACUCCUCACACGUUGAUAUUUCUUCCGCCGAUGAAUUUCUCGCGUAAUUCCUUAAGAAUGUUCCGGAUGAGAUUGAGCUCAGAAUAUCGUGCACAAGGCAAUAUUCUUUCAUUCCCAUGUGAUUUCAGUAAGUGACUAGCCAGUAGGACAUAUUCUACGUUGGCGGCGUUAGUGAGAGUUAUAAGAAGUAAUCUUGGGUGGUUUUGAUACACGGAGAAUUAUAGUCUACCUCUUUAUUAGUAUUAAUAUAAUAAUGGACCGAAUUUUGAAAUUGGAGAUUUGUCAAAAUGUGACUAUCUAUAAGAUCUUACGUGGAAGUCUCAUCAUUGUCAAAAUUGACGUGUCCUAUCGUAACGAUCAUCAAUAUAUGAUGGAGAACGACUCUACGUUAAAGACAGAACAAUAUGUUUAAUAUGAAUGAAAGAGAUAAGUUACACAAGAAUGACCACACCUGCAAGGCUGAGCCACCCCAGCUGAUGUAUUGAAUUCAUGUUACCGCGUUUUCUGUAGUUAAGUCGUUUCAGUUAUUAUAUACUCGGCUUCAAAAAUCGUGCGGUUCGGGUCCAGUGCCAUUAUAUUACUCUCCCACCAGAAUCUAUGUGAUGUUGGUUCGAUACCAAAUUAAGUGGGAUUGUGAUGAUUAAGAAUGAUUCCGUGCAGAGAUUUUUUAUUAAGUCGCAAUAAGAUUCGUAAUAAUAACCGUUGGAUAAUAACUUAACCUAUAGGUAGCACAAGUAUUUUGUGUAUAGGAGUAUAAAAACAAUUAAUAUUGUAUAAAUGUUGAUAUUCAUAUCAUUUUGGUUUAAAUUAUAACGUCAAAUAACGUUUAUGCAGGUACGCUGUCCAUAUGAGUUUGUAGAUCACCAACAUAGAUGAUCUAUGUCGAAAUGAUUGAAGACCUACCCGAAUUAGACGGGAAUGGUGUGACGAAACAGCUAACGUCGAAGUCACACCUCGUGGUCAGCACCUUACGUGGACUACCCCAUUGACGUAUCAAGGUACCAUAGAUGCUUUGAAGACUGUACAACACAGAGAAGGUUAUUACAGAAAUAUAUUAAUUAAAGUAGAUACAAGCGAAAGUACGACCACUGCUGCAUGGGCCAGUCCAUGGCAUAUGAUUAACUAAUGCGCGUUGCUUGUACAUGACCUUGGCAGGAAGCGAUGAUCUGUUCGACAUUCAGUGAUCUAACUACCGGAUGAUUUGGCUAGGGCUUAGUGACAUUUAACUGGCCCUACACGGUCAUAGUGCCAGUAUAAACCAGUCUUUUUCAAUUAUUAAUAAGGUAAGUAAUUUUUUGCCAAAACUGGUCAGACUAAAAGUCCUUCAAAUGGCUGAAGCAAUAGCCAUCCGGAUGAUGAAACCGGAGCUUUGCGUACAGAAGAAAUAUAUUCAACCACUCCUCCUCCCCUGGCCAACACCAAGGCCAAUCAAUCGUACUCUUAACUAUUGAAUGAACUAACUUGACUAUGACCUUUCGUAGUCAGUUGUAAUUGUCCCUAUUAUCUUUAUUCAUAAAUCUUUGUAUUAUUAUUAUUAUUAUUCGUAUUAUUGGUUAAACGUCAUUAAUCUCCCCCAUGCAUGAUUCAUUCACUUCGCAUUCGUCCCUCCGUAUUACGUCUUACUUAUUUGAUCGAAUUGUAAUUGCACUAUUAUUUCUCUCUCACCCUAUUUGACCCAUAUUUAUUCUGAUCAUGGAUCUUAAAAUUUUACUUAACAUAUAAGCUGAUUCAAGUUUACAUUCUAUAUGAGUCAUAUUAACAUUAACAAUUUUAUUGUGUUUUGUUUAUCACAAUCCUAAAUUCACAUGCUCUAAACGAUGUACUUUGCCCUUAACCUGGCCAUUUUUUCGGAUUAUUAAUUUGGAUAUAUAAUUGUAGAAACUGAUGAGAAUUUGUCGAAAAGAAUAUUCUUCGUUCAAAUACUAGUGUUUUAAUAUGACGGGGAUCUUUAAACGAUUAUAUUUAUGCGUUGCAGUUGAGAAUUCGAGCCGAUCUUAUAUAUGUUGCGAGAAUCCUAUCUCGCCUUAUAAACAAAUGAAUUACAUGCAAAGGCACAUGAGGAGCCAUUUUAAGUCUAUUCAGUUCCUCCAAAAGUUGUAGCUUCAUAGUUCGUUAGUUGAGGUUAAGAUUAGAAUAGUGUAUCACGGUUCCAUGGUUUGGUUGAGAAAGGAGAGUCAAAGAUCUGCAGUGGCAUUAAGCCCUAAAUACACAAUACUCAAAGCUAAACACAAGACAACUGGAAAGAUAAAUAUUCAUCAUUUUAAUGCAGAGAAACCAAACGAUAUAGAAGGCAUGAGGGAGUAAUUCAAUUCAGUUAAUCGGAUGGCAUGGUUCAGCCUUGUGGACGUGGUCAUUCUUGUGUAACUUAUCUCUUAUAUUCAUAUUAAAUGUAUUAUUCUAUUUAGACUUCACAUUGUAAAACAUCCGAACUAUUGUAGUUAUUCUACUUCGACGUCGUACUUUAUUUUAUGAAGUAUUGUUUCCUCGUGGCUGUUAUUUAACAGAUGAUUCCGGUACAUCAAUCGGCUGUUCAACUACUCGACGAUUUACAACCUGUCCAGUUCAAUUGGUGGUCUGACGACAAUAUCAUUCGCGCGAAUCAUCAGUUUAUACACUCGAGCGAAUCUCCUGCAAACUGAAAACGAUAUUGUUGCCUCUAUCUCAACACUGACAGCGUUUUUCAAGGGUAUCAUUGACAUGAGUCCAGAGUGACACUCUUGGUUUCUUAUGUUUUUUUUCGAUAUUUUUCUGUUUACUAACCGAACAAACACGCAGCACUCACCGUUUAUCAUAUUUUAAAGACUUCAUCGUGCCACCCUUGCCGUGGAUUUGUAGCCUUCAACCCUUACUGACUGUGAUAGCGGUUGUCGACUUUUCAAACUCUGACUACAAAUUGGUCAACAGCUUCGCACAACGAAAUCAUGACCACUCUUCACGGUUAUACUUCUGUACUUACGGUUAGUCUGUUAGAUAUAGAUAUAACUAGAAUUCGACACUAAUUAAUAGCAUCAUUACUCUUGCGGCAGACUUAACGUUUGUCAUCGGAGGAACUGAAUUACUUGUCAAGGCUAUAUAUUUCAGCGCGACUUGAUAGAACAAUAAAACGUUUUGUUCUUUUCAUUAUUUCUAUGGUUAAUCAAUUUACGUUUAAGCAACGUCCUACUAACAUAUUAUGACUCGCUGUUUCCCGACCAGUUUCUGCCGCCUCCUUUCCAUUUCUUUUACAGAUAAGCAAUACCUGGAGGAUUUAUAAUAUUCGUUUGGCACUCUCUGGCGCGCGACUGCUCCCAACAUGUUUGGUACCGAUUCAAACGGCCAUUGAAUCUGGUGGGGGAGUAUUGUAGGGCCAGUGAAAUGUCACUAAGCCCUAGCCAAAUCAUCCGGUAGUUAGAUCACUGAAUGUCGAACAGAUCAUCGCUUCCUGCCAAGGUCAUGUACAAGCAACGCGCAUUAGUUAAUCAUAUGCCAUGGACUGGCCCAUGCAGCAGUGGUCGUACUUUCGCUUGUAUCUACUUUAAUUAAUAUAUUUCUGUAAUAACC